UCUCCGUCGCUGCUGCGCCACUCCAAACCCCUCAAAACAACAGAACCCCGCACCGCGAGAUCUGCGCAGCAAUGGUGGCGCCGCGGCACCUCGCCGCGCUCCUCCUCCUCCUACUCGCCGUCGCCACCGUGGCGGGGGAAGACGAGGGCCCAAGGGGGCGGCGGCUGCUGGUGCUGUUGGACGACCUGUCCGUACGGUCGUCGCAUUCGGCCUUCUUCGGUUCGCUCCAGGCGCGCGGGUUCGAUCUGGACUUCCGCCUUGCCGACGACCCCAAGCUCUCGCUCCACCGCUACGGCCAGUACCUCUACGACGGCCUCGUGCUCUUCGCCCCCUCCACCCCACGUUUUGGUGGAUCUGUGGACCAGAAUGCUGUUCUGGAAUUUAUCGAUGCCGGUCAUGAUAUGAUCCUGGCUGCAGAUUCAACUGCCUCUGAUCUUAUUCGUGGCAUUGCAACAGAGUGCGGUGUUGAUUUCGAUGAGGAUCAAGAGGCCAUGGUUAUUGAUCAUAUUAAUUAUGCUGUCAUGGAUGUUGAAGGUGAUCACACGUUGAUUGCUGGCGAUGAUCUCAUCCAGUCAGAUGUGAUACUGGGAUCUAAAAAGAUCGAGGCUCCUAUAUUGUUUCGAGGAAUUGGACAUGCGGCUAAUCCAUCAAACGGCUUGGUUCUGAAAGUCCUAUCUGCCUCUCCAUCAGCAUAUUCAGCAAACCCAAAGACUAAGUUGGGGUCUCCUCCAUCUCUUACUGGGUCAGCAAUAUCAUUGGUUUCUGUUAUGCAGGCUAGAAAUAAUGCUCGGGUACUGAUAUCUGGAUCACUUGAUCUGUUUAGCAACCGGUUCCUAAAGUCUGGUGUUCAAAAGGUUGGUAGCAAGACGAGGCAUGAGAGAGCUGGAAAUGAGCAAUUUGUGACAGAGACAAGCAAAUGGGUUUUCCACAUGAGGGGCCAUCUAAAGGCAGUGAGUGUCAAGCAUCACAAGGUUGGAGAGACAAAUGAACCUGGCAUGUACCGCAUUAAUGAUGACCUGGAAUACUCGGUUGAGAUCUAUGAAUGGUCUGGAACAAGCUGGAAGCCAUAUGUUGCUGAUGACGUUCAAGUUCAGUUCUACAUGAUGAGUCCUUAUGUUUUGAAAACUCUGUCGACCGACAAGAAGGGUUUGUACUCAACAUCCUUCAAAGUUCCUGAUGUUUAUGGAGUUUUCCAGUUCAAAGUCGAGUACCAAAGGCUGGGAUAUACCUGUCUGUCUUUUACAAAGCAGAUUCCAGUUCGUCCCUACAGGCAUAAUGAGUACGAGAGAUUCAUAGCAUCAGCAUAUCCAUACUACACUGCCUCAUUUUCAACCAUGGGCGCUUUCUUCAUGUUCUCGUUCGUGUACCUGUAUCACAAAUAGAGAACUCAUGGGAGGCACAGGUUACCCAAGGCCGAUGUGUGAGCCAAGUGUUACUCGGUGCAAUUUUAUGGAACCGUACUUUUGUAGUGCCAGCUUAGAUAACAUUCGACGACCGCAGUCGUUCUCAAUGAGAAACUUACUCUUUCUAGAGAUUGAUCCACCCCUCUUUUUCUUAGAUCCUUUCUGAUCAGCACAGACAGCACUUGUGGACACUUUUACAGCCUAUAUAGGAUUGAAAUGAUGACAAGCAUGUAGUGAGUUUGGAAGUACUGUGUUGCGGAUUAAUUGCCUCUCCUGCUCAGUUCUGACACCCCUGGAUGUUGACUUGUAAGUUUGUUGUUGUAAGCCUGUACUUGUUCUUGCCUCUUA
Phragmites australis (common reed) is the source of this 1751-nucleotide messenger RNA. Its product is annotated as dolichyl-diphosphooligosaccharide--protein glycosyltransferase 48 kDa subunit-like. Gene Ontology annotation, cellular component: oligosaccharyltransferase complex; endoplasmic reticulum membrane. NCBI's taxonomy places the organism in Eukaryota, Viridiplantae, Streptophyta, Magnoliopsida, Poales, Poaceae. The record is from RefSeq and is a predicted model, not a curated record. The transcript is spliced from 13 exons. Bases 72 to 1382 code for a protein of 436 amino acids.